AUGGAUGCGCGGCGGUGGCAGUCCCCGGCGGCGGCCGCCGCGGCAGCCGAGGCGGCGGAGGAGGACGCGGGCGGCGGCGGAGGUGGGCCCUCGAGGCGGCCGCCGCGCCGCGGGGUGCACCGCGCGUCGCCCUACGGGCCCGGCCCGCGGCGGUGGCUCCCGAAGGCUCCGGUGGCUUCUAGGAUCUUCCCCGCCGUGUCCCUCGACCGCGCCGCCGCCGACAAUAAUCGGGUGGAUCAGCGUGAGUCGAUGGACGUAACACAUGAAGCCACCAGUUUCACAUAUGGAGUAAGCAGAAGUAACUCAACGGAACCAAACACCGAUGCUAUAACCAAUGUGGCUCCGGCGCUUGUAAAUAAAGUCAAUCUACUGCCUGGUGGCGACCACAUACAUCAAAAUGGUGGCAGUGUGCUCAGUGAAAUCGAGAAGAUCAUCAAACAGAAUCAAUUUUCGAGGGAUGAAACAGAACGCCUAAUAGAGAUCAUGCGUAUGAGGACUCCUGAUCUUUAUGAUGAAGAUCAACGAGCUCUAAAGCAUUUUGCAAAAGAUAGUGAAGCUACACCAUUUUCAAACAAACUGGUGACAGCUGCAAAACCAGAUGCUCAAAAUUGGGGGAUUGAUGUCUUUGCACCACCAAUUGUGCAUGAUGUUGGUACUUCACCCAUUGAACUUGCAAGAGCUUAUAUGGAAGCACAGACAUCAGCAACUGUACAUGAGUCCCAAAAGAGGAAAUUCAGAGCUUUGAGUCAUGGAGUUGAAAUUGAUAAUUCAGCAUCAAAACUAUUCCCUAAAGUAGCUGUAGACUCUACUGUAGGGUGGCCAGGUUCAGUUGUCAGAGACCAUACAAACUAUCUUACACCACAAAGUAAUAAAAGAAGGACCCUUCCUCCAGCUUCAUCUCGCUCACCUUAUUCUGGCCCAGUUUUCCGAAAAUCUGUCAAGAGAACAGGAAAUCUUGAUACGUACAGUAACUCAUCUGUCCGGCCACAACUUUCAACACCUUUUUCUGUUGGAAGUAAGAGAACAGGAAAUCUUGAUACGUACAGUAACUCAUCUGUCCGGCCACAACUUUCAACACCUUUUUCUGUUGGAAGUAAGGCAAUACUAGAGGAUAGAACGACAACAACCGACGAUGUUCUUGGAGUGCAACCAUCAAUCUCCUCGGAAAGAGCAUGUGCAGAUACUGAUUGCACUAAUACUCCCUUCUUCCCCAGAGAUGGUUAUGCUGCUACGAAGAAUCCUACAUUCAGCUUAGAGAGACCUCAUGGUAAAGGCACCAUAGAUAGUGGCUCAGCUAUUGGACGCAUACCAGCGGUAGACAAUUCCAGGCGUGCUGCUCUAUCUGUUCAUCCCAAGUCAAGCCAAACAGCUCAGAAAAUACUCCAGCAUCUCGAGAGGACAAUUCCUUCCCCUACAGCAAAGCCAUUAGACCUAAGGCGAACUGCAAAGAAAACUACUCCUGUUGUCAUCAGCAGCCCGUAUAAAUUUCCUGAUUCCAUUACUGGUAAUGGUCCUAGACAGAGCAGUGUCAAUGAGCGUGGCAGUGCUUACCAGGCAAUUUCAGAUGUGAAGGUUCAGGAACCUCCAAGCAGCUCCAAUCGUGAGGUGCCUGCUCCGAAGAUCCAGAGCCACGUGACCAACCCUGAAGCCGCUGAAGUGACCAGUUCACAGCAUCCUCCAAAAACCAACUUGACAACUGCACCAGCUGCAAUGGUCUUGGAGAAAAGCACAAACAAUGGUUUCAUGUUCUCGUUUCCUGUCACCAAGACUUCGGUUUCACUUCCAGAACCGCCACCUACGCCUACUUUCUUCUCACCGCCAAAAAGGAGCCUGCCAGCUGAUGUUGAAGAUAUCCCCAAGUUUACCUUUGGCUCAUCAGGUUGUGCUGAUAACCUCAUUUUCACUGUCGAUCCAGCGAGCGGCUCUGCUGGUGCAGAUGAGGUGGCGCCAACCUUCAGUUUUGGGUCUGAAAAGAAGCGUGAGCUGUCUUUCGAUGUAGCUGGCAAAGGCGCAGUUUGCAUUUGAGACGGGAAGCCUCUGCUAUUUGCUGGAUUAACAGCACCAUUUGUAACGCACGAUACUUGACCUAUACGAGAAAAUACCGGUCUUGUGUACCGGUGUUCUCUAAAAUUUUGUAUGUUCCUGAGCCCUGUGCCAUAUGCAGGAUCCCUUUCUUUCC
Molecule: messenger RNA, 2179 nt
Organism: Lolium rigidum
Lineage: Eukaryota; Viridiplantae; Streptophyta; Magnoliopsida; Poales; Poaceae
Product: putative GPI-anchored protein pfl2
Exons: 9
Coding region: 1-2025 (674 amino acids)
Biological process (GO): nuclear membrane organization
Cellular component (GO): nuclear envelope
Source: RefSeq, a predicted model, not a curated record